This is a messenger RNA of Nerophis lumbriciformis (worm pipefish), 4261 nucleotides long. RefSeq names its product aminomethyltransferase (gene amt). Gene Ontology annotation, biological process: glycine catabolic process. Gene Ontology annotation, molecular function: aminomethyltransferase activity; protein binding. NCBI's taxonomy places the organism in Eukaryota, Metazoa, Chordata, Actinopteri, Syngnathiformes, Syngnathidae. Gene Ontology annotation, cellular component: glycine cleavage complex; mitochondrion. The record is from RefSeq and is a predicted model, not a curated record.
GUGAAGCGGAAACCAGUCUCGUGAUGAGUUCGAAGUCCAAAUGAAAAAAAAGAGUCGAGACACGGACAAACGGAAGCCGUGUUGUUACUCAUCCAGUAGCACCGUGGGACAAAGGUUGGCAGCGGCUCGAUUCACUGCAGCAGCGGGACUUUAGGUGUCGAUAUGUGGGCGCGCUUGUUAGCGGGGGCUUCGGGAGUCAGGCUGGGGCCUCGUGGUGCUGGUUGCGGAAGUAGGGACCUGCAGCGAAGACAUGCUUCGUCCACUGGAGAGGCCACGCUGAAGACCACGGCCCUCUUUGACUUCCACAGGGCUCACGGCGGCAAGAUGGUGGAGUUCGCGGGCUGGAGCAUGCCAGUGCAGUACAAAGACAGUCACGUCAGCUCGCACACGCACACCCGAGAGCACUGCUCCAUCUUUGACGUCAGCCACAUGCUGCAGACCAAAGUCCACGGCAAGGACCGGAUCAAGUUCAUGGAGUCUCUGGUGGUGGCGGACGUUUGGGAACUUAAAGACAACCAGGGUACGCUGUCCCUCUUCACCAAUGACAAGGGCGGCAUCAUUGACGACCUGAUCGUGACCAAGACGGACCAGGACUACCUCUACGUGGUCUCAAACGCCGGCUGUGCGGACAAAGACUCCGCUCAUAUGAAGGCCAGACUUUCAGAGUUGAAGGCGUCAGGCUGUGAUGUUGAUCUGGAGUUCCUGGAUGAAGCCUUGAUCGCUCUGCAAGGGCCGUCCAUGUGUCGGGUGCUGCAGGAGGGCGUGAAGGAGGACCUGGCCAAGCUGACCUUUAUGACGUCCGCCUUGGCCACCAUCUUUGGUGUCCCCGGCUGCAGGGUGACCAGGUGUGGAUACACAGGAGAGGACGGCGUGGAGAUCUCCGUUCCUCAGUCCAGAGUGGUGGAGCUGACCGAGAGGCUGCUGGCCCACAGCGAAGUCAAACUGGCCGGCCUGGGUGCCCGGGACAGCCUGCGACUGGAGGCGGGGCUUUGUCUCUACGGCAACGACAUCGACGAGACCACCACGCCCGUGGAGGCCGCCCUCCUUUGGACGAUAGGAAAGAGACGGCGUCAGACGGGAGGCUUCCCCGGCGCCGACGUCAUCGUGCCUCAGAUCAAAGCCAAGACCGCCCGGAAGAGGGUGGGCCUGGUGUCCACGGGGCCCCCCGUCAGACAACACACACCCAUACUGAGCCCUGAUGGAAAGGUCAUAGGCGAGGUGACCAGCGGCUGCCCCUCACCCUGCCUGAAAAAAAACAUCGCCAUGGGUUACGUGGACGCCGCCUUUGCCAAGAACGGCACAGCGAUCCAGGUUGAGGUCCGAAGGAAAGUCGUGCCCGCUGUGGUCUCCAAGAUGCCCUUUGUGCCCACCAACUACUACUCUGCAUAGGAGGCACCUUCAUGUGGUAAAUGAUAUGAUGAACAUGCCCGGGGGGCUACAUUGCAUUUUUAGGUAUAGACCGGUGCUUCUCAAACUUUUUGAAACAAGUACCACCUCAGAGAACACUUAAAAUUCAAAAUACAGUCGUGUAGUAGGCCAAAGUAUUCAUUAAAAACAAGUAUAUUUUGUCCACAGUAACGUUACACAGUUUGAACAGUAACACUGUUUGAAUAUAGGAAAAUAAAACACUGUGUAUACUUUAAUCAAGUGAUUUGGCGUACCACUAGAGUUACACGUACCACAGUUAGAGAAUCUUUGGUGUACUAUUAAAAAUCUUUCUUAUUUACUAACUAGAAGCUAGAGGAUGUGGUUCUGACCUUCUCAAGUGCCUUUCUCUUUUCCAAACAAACAAAAUCUAGAGAUCGACAGAUUGUCGGCACCGUUAUUUGGCAUUUUGACAUAUUGAUAUCAGCUUUGUUUUUAAUAAACAUAGAGACACACACACACAUUUGUGUCUGUGUGUGUGUGUGUAUAUAUAAUGUACCGGUAUACACAUAUACAGUCGUCAAAAGUUUACAUACACUUGUAAAGAACAUAAUGUCUUGGGUUUCCAAUCAUUUCUACAACUCUUAUUUUUUUGUGAUUGAGUGAUUGGAGCACAUACUUGUUGGUCACGAAAAAUAUUAAUGAAGUUUGGUUCUUUUAUUGGCUUCUUUUUGUAGAAAAGUUACAAUCAAAUCAAAUGAGCUUCAUGGCAUGGCCUCUUAACUUCAUGUGAGUGAUUAUGAUUGACGACACAUGUUGACUUCUCUGAGCCCAUUUAAAUAGGGCUCAUGUGAUGCAGUCAUUAGACUCGGUUACAAACGCGACAAUGGGAAUGUCAAAGGAACUCAGCACAGAUCUGAAAAAACAAAUCAUUGACUUGAACAAGUCAGGAAAGUCACUUGGAGACAUUUCAAAGCAGCUUAAGUUCCCAAGCAACUGUGCAGACAAUUGUUCGGUUUUCUCACUGCCAAGAUCAGGAAGAAAACGCAAGCUAUCACCUGCUGCUGAGAGAAAAUUGGUCAGAAUGAUCAAGAGUCAACCGAGAACCACCAAAAAGCAGGUCUGCAAUGAAUUGGAAGCUGCUGGAACACAGGUGUCAGUGUCUACAGUCAAGCGUGUUUUGCAUCGCCAUGGACUAAGAGGCUACCAUGCAAGAAGGAAGCCCUUGCUCCAGAAGCCACACAUUAAUGCUCGUCUAAAGUUUGCUGUUGAUCACAUGGACAAAGAUAAGACCUUCUGGAGGAAAGUUCUGUGGUCAGAUGAAACAACAAUUGAGCUGUUUGGCCACAAUACCCAGCAAUAUGUUUGGAGGAGAAAAGGUGAGGUCUUUAAAUCCCAGGAACACCAUUCCUGCCGUCAAGCAUGGUGGUGGUCGUAUUAUGCCAUAGGCCUGUUUUGCUGCCAAUGGAACUGGUGCUUUACAGAGAGUAAAUGGGACAAUGAAAAAGAAGGAUUACCUCUAAAUUCUUCAGGACAACCUGAAAUCAUCAGCCCGGAGGUUGGGUCUUGGGCGCAGUUCGGUGUUCCAACAGGACAAUGACCCCAAACACACGUCAAAAGUGGUAAAGGAAUGGCUAAAUCAGACUAGAAUGAAGGUUUUAGAAUGUCCUUCCCAAAGUCCUGACUUCAACCCCAGUGAGAGCAUGUGGACAAUGCUGAAGAAACAAGUCUAUGUCAGAAAACCAACAAAUUUAGCUGAACUGCACCAAUUUUGUCAAGAGGAGUGGUCAAAAAUUCAAGCAGAAGCUUGUGGAUGGCUACCAAAAGCGCCUUAUUGUAGUGAAACUUGCCAAGGGACAUGUAAUCAAAUAUUAACAUUGCUGUAUGUAUACUUUUGAACAAGCAGAUUUGGUCACAUUUUCAGUAGAUCCAUAAUAAAUUCAUAAAAGAAGCAAACUUCAUGACUGUUUUUUGUGACCAACAAGUAUGUGCUCCAAUCACUCUAUCACAAAAAAAUAAGAGUUGUAGAAAGUAUUGUAAACUCAAGACAGCCAUGACAUUAUGUUCUUUACAAGUGUAUGUAAACGUUUGACCAUAUCACACAAAUAUUUAUAUACAUACAUAUGUGUGUUUGCAGUAUUUCAGAGUGCAAAUAAAUGAAUAUCGGCUCCAAAUAUUGGUUAUCGGCCUCCUUGACUACUAAUAAUCAGUAUUGUAUCGACCUUGAAAAACACACACAGUAUCGGUCAGUCUCUAACAACAUCCCUAGCAGGUGCUGAAACUACCACUGUUGGACCAAAAACAGUGUUGGUACACAGUCACUUAACUACAUGACACUGUUGUUGUCGUAUAGCAAACAUGUUUGUUGUCCUCACUUGCCCUUGAUAUGUGAAUCUUGACUUGAAUUUACUUGAAAAUGUAGUAUUUUGUAUUUCACCUUCAAAUACUUGAUGAAAUAUGAUUCCAUUUGUAUUAUACUCUCUAUUUCUUAUGUUUGUUUUCCUAUAUUUUUUGUUAGAACAUUAAAAAGACCAAAGUGUGAACAUGUGCUGUGAUUUUCAAUCUCAGUAAACCCUUUCGUUAUAGUUAGGAGAAAACUGCACAUGAUUAGCUCUGCUACUGAACAGUCCAGUAAACAUAACUUGUGGUUUUAAGAGGAGUAACAACAUUUUUCAGGUGCAUGCAGAGGUAGAUAUGUAUACCCAGACCAGACAUGUGACCGUUGCGAAUGAAUCGAGUCUUUUGAUGAGCGGCUCUUUUAAGUGAACAAUGACAACCGAUUGUGAGCCGUUUGUUUUGCACAUGCAAAUUUAGCGUCGGCAAUUGCCCACUCUUAAUGUGCUAACACCCGACUGGCAACUGGACGAGAAAAUGAGUUAGAGGAAACUUAGCACUU